CGUUUUGAGCACUACACUGAUGGACUCUAAAGACAGUGAUGCAGUUCAAAUUAUAGAUUUGCAAGGCAAUUUUUUAGAUGACAUAUCGGACAGCCUAAAUAAAUGGAAUUUGACCGAAAAAGGAAAUGACUAUCAUAUUGUUGCGAUAUUAGGCGCGCAGAGCUCCGGAAAAAGUACUUUGCUGAAUGAGUUAUUUGGAACAAAUUUCGAUGUGAUGAACGCACGAUCUGGUCGAUAUCAGACGACUCGUGGAGUAUGGUUGAGUUGCUGCGAGUUAGACGAGAGUCUGCUAUUGGUUAUGGACGUUGAAGGGACAGAUUCUCGUGAACGGGGUGAAAAUCACGGUACAUUCGAACGUCAAACGUCGCUACUGUCAUUGGCAUUGGCCGACGUGUUGAUCAUAAACAUGUGGAUGACUGAUAUUGGUCGUCACGAGGGUGCGAAUUACACACUACUCAGAGUCAUCUUCGAGAUGAACUUGCAACUGUUUCAAGUUUCUCCUCAUCAAAAGUCGAAAUUGGUGUUUAUUUUCCGUGAUUGCGUUCAAUCUGAAACAGGAACACCGUUAGAAUCCCUCAAGAAUAUGGUGCGAGAGGAUUUAGAGAAUAUUUGGAACGAAAUCACCAAAACCGACGCAUCUUCCAAUUGGGCUGUGACCGAUAUAUUCAAUUUGGACUUUCUAUCUUUGCCUUCGUUGCCUUAUGAGAAGGAAAAUUUUAAGAAUCAGGUUUCUGAGUUACGCGCUCGUUUUACUAGCUCGACUGUUCCGGGCUCUCUGUUAUCGGAAAAACGCCAGAAAAAUGUGCCCAUAGACGGAUUGGUGCAAUACAUGCAAGAGAUAUGGAAGAUCAUUCAGAGCAAUCAAGAUUUGAAUCUUCCUUCUCAACGUGAAAUGUUGGCGACGGUGCGCUGCACGCAAAUUUCCCAGCAAGCCUUUGAAGAGUUCGAGUGCAAGCUGCACGAUUGGUCUUCAAUUUCUCGUCAAGUAACUCGAGAAGAAUGUGUACGAAACCUGUAUGAGUUAGUGAAGGACUCUCUGCAAACUUAUGACAAAGACGCUCAGAGAUACGACGAGAAAGUGAGCCAUAAUUUGCGCAUGAAGCUACUGAAACAAAUGCAACUAGAAGUCAGCGAGGAGUGGAAUCAGUACAUCACCUGGACGAUUGAUUUGCUUGUAAACCGAGUGAACACGGAGCUGAGCUCGCUCGAAGCCGAUCUGGAUAAUUUAGAUGCAUUUUAUCCUAAGGUCGCCGAGUGCUACAAGAAAAACUUAAAAGACGCUGUCAACUGCGUCAACCAAGGACGUGUUCCUGAAUUUGAACCUCUGGGCGAGUGGGGAAAAGAGCCGUUAAAAACUGAGAUUUCUGCCAAACUUUACGGAUUGUGCGUACAACGGUGUGCACAGAUUUUUGACAGCUGCGUUAAGCAAAUCCAUUCUUCAUUAUUUUCGACACUUUCUUCGUGGCUGAGUUGCGAUUUGGUGUCUUUUGAGUAUGACGGUACGUUAGAUAGUAGCGUGGACACGCAAAGCGCCGUUUCCGAAAGUUGGGAUCAUAUCCGUGAGUUUUUCGAGUCAAGUUGGAAGCAAUCCGACGCCCUUCUCGACCGUCGAGCUUCCCAACUGAAGCUCUCGUCUGAUCGGCUACCCGAUGAGUUUAGGGAUGUGGCGACCAAGGCCCUUUUCAUUCUGGGGGAGAAGACCUAUAGGGACACAAUGGAGUUGAUCCAGCAAAGGCACGAGCAGUUUAGAAGAGAUUCGGUCGAGUCACUGUUCAAGUGCGUUAGGAGCAAGGCUGAGGUGAUUAAUUGGUCGAUGGAGAAGCGGUUUGCUAGGCAUUUUACGUUGGAUCAGCAGGGAGUUCCACGUUAUUUUUACGGCAAUUCGCUCAAAAAGUGUUAUCAGGUUGGGUGUAAGCAUGCGCAAUUUGCCUUGGAUGUGGUGUCUGUCUUUCGGUUUGAACCGAAGUUUGUGUCGUAUUCUUACUUCAUGCCGGGCCAGCAUGCCCUCAGAAUUAAGAACGACUUCCAGGCAGUUCCGGACGACUUGGCCGUGCUUUCGCGCGAUUUGGUCGUUCAAUCUUGCGAGCGCUUUCUGACUUACGCUCAGAAUGCCUACAUGCAUGCGUCGGCGGAGCAGGAGAGGUCGCAGAGGAAAAACUACACAUUGGUUGUGGUGAUUGUCAUGUUUUUGAUCUUUGGAUGGAACGAGACGUCUUACGUCUUGGCUAGGCCGUGGUUGUUGUUAUUGGUUCUGCUGGGCGGUUCUGCGGGCUUGUUUAUCUAUUACUUUCGAUUGACACCGCUCAUCCUUCCGGCUGGCAUGCAUGUCCUGAGGUCGGCACUGAGGGUGGAAGAGGCGCAUCAGGUUGAUGAGAAGCCGGACGCGGCGAUGGGUCGGGUCCGUUCGUCAGUUCCGAACAAGAAGCUCGAUUAGGCGUGAUUGCACCUGCUUUUCGGGGUGCGUGUGACAGGCCAAGAAUAUAGGGCGACUUUUUUUUUAUCA
This is a messenger RNA of Schistocerca gregaria, 2503 nucleotides long. Its product is annotated as protein SEY1 homolog. Gene Ontology annotation, biological process: endoplasmic reticulum membrane fusion. The coding region runs from base 20 to 2434 and encodes 804 amino acids. Gene Ontology annotation, molecular function: GTP binding; GTPase activity. Lineage: Eukaryota; Metazoa; Arthropoda; Insecta; Orthoptera; Acrididae. Gene Ontology annotation, cellular component: endoplasmic reticulum. The record is from RefSeq and is a predicted model, not a curated record. The transcript has 3 exons.